AUGUCGGAUGAAUCAGUGCGUUCUUGUAUUUUGGGUCUUUUACGUCUAACAAAACCGCAUAGCGCUCAGCUGAGACGCCGGUGUAACGACCUAUGGUGUUACGAGUUGCUGCGUUUAUCGGAUGCUCGACUCGUGAACAGACUUAAAUACGUGAUCUGGUGGGCCCCUUUACGUGCUCUAGUGGUGGCCUAUAACAGAGGCAUAUUAAGUGGUCAACGAGUGCUGGAUGCUGUGUAUGACGAGUUACAGCGCCGCGGUGUUUUAGAAGCCCCCCGCGUAAGAGGCCUUGUCGGUGAAAUCAGAUGCUAUCGGCAGUUUUACGAUGCGGGGAGUGACGAAGAAGAGGCUCUCGCUGAGGCGACGAGAGCUGUGGAGGAAACGGAUCUAGAGCGUCAAACAGCCCUCUACCAACCGUUGCACGAGGAGGGGGUGGGGGAAGAACCUAGAGCGAGCACCUCGGCAGCCCCGGCCGAGACGAUACCGCAGUAUUUUACCAUAUAUCGGCCGUUUUACGACGCUGUGAGUGACGAAGAAGAAGAGGUUCUCGCUGAGACGACGAGAGCUGCGGAGGAAGCGGAUCUAGAGCAUCAAACCGCCCUCUACCAACCGCAGCAUGAGGAGAGGGCCGAGGAAGAGCCUAGAGCGAGCACCUCGGCAACCUCGGCCGAGCCGGUACCGCUGCAGCCCGAAUUUGAUGACGACGAGGCGUCGACUAUUCUCAACCCCUCCUUGAUGUUUAGCGAUCGGUCUGAUAUACUGGCUGUGUACCGGCACACCAGAGCUAACGAUGACGACGGAGCGAUAGCGGGUCCAUCGUAUCACCACCAUCGUCAGCAGGAAGAUGAUGACCUCGUACAACCCGAGAAUCAGCUGGGGGUGUAUCCGCUGGACGCUCAACAGGCGGAGGAGGAGGAGGAGAGGGAGGAGGAGGAGCGUCUAAACGAGGAGCGAUUAGAAGCUAGACGCUUCGGCCUAUGGUUUCAAGAGCUGAUGGAGUGUGAUUCAGGGUACUCGUCAGCUGACUCGUCAGCUGUCUCGUUAUUGGCGUACCGCGAUUAGUACGAGAUAUACAAACGGGCGGGGGGAGAACGCGCAAUACACAGGGGUGCGAGGCUUUCGGGGAUGUGCAACCCCCGGGAGGGCGGAUCAUCAUUGCGCACGAUACAGCUCGUUAUUUCAAACGUUUUCGACUACGUGGUCGGGAGAUAACACUGCGUAUCCGCCAACCUCAAGCUGGCGCAAACGUGACAGCAUGGCUUGAAGGAGCAUUCCGCGAUCUUCUGACGCAUCUCACGAGUCACUGUGAGGGUGGUGACUACGCGGGGAUCUCGUUCUCCGCGAGCUGCUUAGCGCACGGCCCCGUCUGGCUUUCAUUCCGCCCUGUCCGCGCCUAUACAUUUGUAGAUAUCUGGCAAUUAAUAACAAACAUAGCUCAAAGUGCAGCGUCUCUGGAUAUUAAUGAUUCUUUCCAUAUAAAAGUAUGUAUCGUUAAAGGUUUGGAGGGCAGGGGGCGAAAAGGUUUGACACACGAGGGCGUUGCUAAAAAAUCAAUUUUAACGAUUCGAAAUACCGACAAUCUGUGUCUACCGCGCUCGUUAGUAACAGCGCGCGCGUACGCGGAAAGGGGUGAGAUACGCUCAGGGGCUCUGCAUUCUAGAUGGCAGCGUAUACGACAGAUUAACGGGUCGCUUCAAAAAGAGGCGGCGCUUGAGCUCACGAGAAGCGCAAAUGUUGUUAUAUAGCCCGCUGGCUGCGGUAUGCGCGAAAUUGCUAU
This is a messenger RNA of Venturia canescens, 1774 nucleotides long. RefSeq lists its product as uncharacterized. Bases 1 to 1059 code for a protein of 352 amino acids. The transcript has 7 exons. Lineage: Eukaryota; Metazoa; Arthropoda; Insecta; Hymenoptera; Ichneumonidae. The record is from RefSeq and is a predicted model, not a curated record.